Messenger RNA from Dovyalis caffra, 363 nucleotides. Lineage: Eukaryota; Viridiplantae; Streptophyta; Magnoliopsida; Malpighiales; Salicaceae. The record is from the annotation of a GenBank genome assembly.
AUGAACGGGAGGUUUUGUAGCAGAAGUACCUCUAUGCAGCACGAAUGGGCAAUUCAAUUCAUGUGGUCCCAGCAAAGAGCAUGUGAGGGAAAGACCACGGUGCCAGUGAGGGGUGCUGGGCGAGGGAGAUUGCUGCAACUGCGAAGGAAUGGAAUGGUGUGCACUGUGCACCAGAAGGUUGAGGAUAUCAAUACCUUCUUCGCAAUUGCAGAGGAGGAAAAACAUCACCAACAUCUUAAUUUGAAAGCCAACAAAAAUGCAGAAACUGCCUCAAGACUUCUAUCACGCCACCGCCGAUCAAGAACCCAAUUCUGCAAACAGCCUUGCGAUGAUGGUGAUGACAUAAAGCUAAAAAUGUCUUGA